Molecule: messenger RNA, 2157 nt
Organism: Phytophthora infestans T30-4
Lineage: Eukaryota; Oomycota; Peronosporomycetes; Peronosporales; Peronosporaceae
Product: lipase maturation factor 2
Exons: 2
Coding region: 1-2157 (718 amino acids)
Biological process (GO): protein maturation
Cellular component (GO): endoplasmic reticulum membrane
Source: RefSeq, a predicted model, not a curated record
AUGCUUCACUUCCCGAGACAAUUUUUCCUCAUUUGCAUUUGCUCCGUGUACGCGCUGGCCUUUGCGUCUAUCAGAGCACAAGUUCGCGGUCUCUUCGGCGAAAAUGGUAUCGAGCCCGUGGACGUCUAUUUGCGCAGCAUAAAGCUCCGCUAUGCUUCAGAAUCUUUCGACACAUCGACUUUCGCUUGGAUCGUCGACAAGUUUCCGACACUUGUGUGGCUGCACGAGCCACUACAAUGGACGCCGAGCUUCUGCAUGGAAGUGAUCUGUCUGGCAGGAGUCACCACGGCGCUACUGGGCAUGAUACGGCCGGCAUGGCGUACAGCAGGACCCCUGAUAUUAAUGUGGAUAUGCUACUUGUCCGUCGUGAAGUGCGGUCAGACGUUCAUGCAGUUCCAAUGGGACUCAUUCCUAUUAGAAGUUGGGGUUCUAGCAAUCUUGCUGGCCCCAUGGUGCGUCGAUACGACGAAAUACACAUUCGAGACACCAGCAGCCGCUGUGUGGACACUGCGUUUCCUAUUCUUCAAGUUCAUGCUCAUGUCUGGCGCCGUGAAGAUACAAUCGCGCUGCCCGACAUGGCUCGAACUCACUGCACUGGACUUCCACUUCGCGACUCAGCCUCUGCCUUUACCUCUCAGUUGGUAUGCGCUACAAGCUCCCCCGCUUAUUAACCGCCUCGCAGUGGCAGUCACGCUGCUGAUUGAAGGCCCCUGGACAUUCUUCUUGAUCGCGCCUCACCCCACGCUACGGAGAAUCGGAGCCAUCCAGCAGACCGCGCUGCAGAUUUCCAUCCUUCUUACUGGAAACUACAACUUCUUCAACCUGUUGACCAUUAUCUUAGCUACAGUUCUUCUGGAUGUCGACAACGGAGCAACUGGUUGCGAGAGUGAUAUAACGUUAAGUCAACGAGAGUCGUGGAUAACUCGAGUAGAGUCGGCGUGGCAUGCAUUCCAGACACACCCACAGGUCUCAAAUGCGAUGCUGGCGUGUGCUCUCAGUUUCUGCGUCUAUACGUGGCUAGAAGUGUUUGAACUGACAAUUCAGGACGAUAACCAGACGCAUAGCUUUAUGGAACUCCUGUUAGCUACGAGGAUCCGACUUCUUCCAACAGUGGAAGAUACUCAGGCAUGGCUAGCACGGAUUCUUCCUCGUUGCACACUAUUUUCCACUGCGUUAGUGGCGUGUUCAAGCUCCUGGCAGGUCAUGCGUUGCUUCUCACAGUCAGGACGCAACUCCACAGCCAAGAAGCGACUCGUGCUGCAGCUAAUCUAUCUCCUGACAACGACAGUGGCCAGCCUAUGGGUGUUUACGAGCAGUGUGGUCACUCUUUCGGUAUUAGAUCAGUCGUUCCAGCAGUCAUUGCCUUCGUUUGCUAUCUUGGCGUACUAUUCAACCGAAAAGUACCGUUUCACCAGCGCUUAUGGCUUGUUCCGCACGAUGACUGGUGUGGGUACAGUACAACUGGAUAAUGGGCAUCAGGUUUCUGUUGUGGCCCGACCGGAGAUCAUUUUAGAGGGCACACAAGACGGCGGAUUAACGUGGACACCUUAUCACUUCAAGUACAAGCCUGGCGACAUGAAUACAGCCCCGCGGUUAAUAGCGCCGUUCCAUCCGCGACUGGACUGGCAGAUGUGGUUUGCCGCUCUAAGCGACUAUCACAGCGCUCCGUGGCUCGUACAUCUCGUGGCCAAGCUCCUGGAAGGCUCUCGUGACGUGAAAGAACUGCUCGAUACUACGCGUGACCCGUUUCCUGAUGCCCCACCGGAUGCCAUUCGAGCACAGCUCUACUACUACGACUUUACGAGGCUUGAUACGUUGUGGAAUCAAGCGCUACCCACCACCAAGAUCCUUGAUAAUAGCAAUGAUCCGCAGUGGUGGACAAGAACCUUUGCAAAGGAAUACUUGCCAGCUCUGGAGCGCGGAAACCCCUCCCUCACUGCGUUCGUGGAGCAUCACUGGCCGUCUAUUGGCUCCAAACUUCUACCGAAGACUAGCGAGGUCUCAGCGCUGCAUCACUGGAGUAACCAAGUGCUUAGAUGGCUGUGCAGCGAGCCGUGGUCGCCCGUGGGUCUCGCGGCGAGUUAUGUCCUGGCUCAGUCCGGUAUUGCAGCCAUGUUCCGCUGGAUGCGGGCAUUGACCAAGUUGAAGCUUCAGUGA